GGCAAACGGGCAGCAACAAACAAACAUCACUAUCAAACGAUCUCAGAGCGUCUACCUUACAAUAUACCACGAUGGAAAGUCCUCACGAGCAUCAGCAAGCCUUGCUGCUAUCUCGCAUCAUCGGCAACAUUGAAAAACUUAAUGAAUCAAUCAUGGUCAUGAACCGCAAUCUUCAGGAGAUCAACAUCCAGAACAUGAAUGUUGAGCUCGUAGCGCAGAUGUUUAAGAACUACCAGUCCAAUGUCCUGUUCCACUUGGAAGGUAUAGUAAAUUCUAAGUCGGCAACAGCGCCUGCCUGGUUCGACGUUGCUAACUUCUCCUAGCGACGGACAACCUGAAGGAGCCAUCCUGAGCGUCUGCCAGCGUCCACUAUUG
Aspergillus aculeatus ATCC 16872 is the source of this 375-nucleotide messenger RNA. RefSeq names its product DASH complex subunit DAD4. Gene Ontology annotation, cellular component: DASH complex; mitotic spindle. The transcript is spliced from 4 exons. The coding region runs from base 72 to 323 and encodes 83 amino acids. The record is from RefSeq and is a predicted model, not a curated record. NCBI's taxonomy places the organism in Eukaryota, Fungi, Ascomycota, Eurotiomycetes, Eurotiales, Aspergillaceae. Gene Ontology annotation, biological process: attachment of spindle microtubules to kinetochore.